This is a messenger RNA of Musa acuminata AAA Group (dessert banana), 2014 nucleotides long. RefSeq names its product sodium/hydrogen exchanger 4-like. Gene Ontology annotation, cellular component: plasma membrane. NCBI's taxonomy places the organism in Eukaryota, Viridiplantae, Streptophyta, Magnoliopsida, Zingiberales, Musaceae. The transcript has 14 exons. The record is from RefSeq and is a predicted model, not a curated record. Bases 57 to 1619 code for a protein of 520 amino acids. Gene Ontology annotation, molecular function: sodium:proton antiporter activity; potassium:proton antiporter activity. Gene Ontology annotation, biological process: regulation of intracellular pH; proton transmembrane transport; potassium ion transmembrane transport.
UCGUCCCCUUGUCCAAACCCCUUCGUCGCCGGCGAUGCGAUAGAGAUCCCGUCUAGAUGGCGCUUGAUCUCUUCCCCCUCGCGGGAAUGGUGUUCGACGACAACGCCGCGGCCGCCGAUCGCGGCCGCGUCGUCUCCGUCUCGAUGUUCGUUGCCGUGCUCUGCCUGUGCAUGGUCGUGGGGCACUUGCUGGAAGAAAGCCGAUGGACCAACGAGUCCAUCACUUCCAUCGUAAUCGGAUGCAUCGUUGGUACCAUAAUCUUGGUCGCUAGCAAAGGAAAAAAUUCCCACAUUGUCAGGUUUGAUCAGGAAUUAUUUUUCAUGUAUCUUCUACCACCAAUCAUCUUCAAUGCUGGGUUUCAGGUUAAGAAGAAACAGUUCUUCCAUAAUUUUUUGACAAUAUUGUUGUUUGGAGUAGUUGGCAUUUUCAUUUCAUUUGUCAUCAUUUCAGCAGGUAGCUGGAAGCUCUUUCCGAAAAUUGGUUUUACAGGCCUGAGCAUUCAGGAAUAUUUAGCUCUUGGGGCGAUAUUUUCCUCCACCGAUACAGUCUGUACGUUACAGGUACUUCAUCAAGAUGAGACUCCCCGUCUGUACAGCUUGGUGUUUGGUGAAGGAGUUGUAAAUGAUGCUACAUCUAUUGUCCUUUUCAACACAAUCCAGAAGCUUGAUGUCUCUAAACUAGAAGGCUGGGCUGUAUUACAUGUUUUUGGAGAUUUUCUAUACUUAUUUUCCACAAGCACAAUCUUGGGAAUUGCUAUUGGGCUUUUGACUUCUUAUGCUCUUAGGGCCCUUUACUUUGGUAGGCAUUCAACUGACCGUGAAAUAGCUUUGAUGGUUCUAAUGGCAUAUUUAUCCUACAUGAUGGCUGAGCUGUCUCAGUUGAGCGGGAUUCUGACUGUUUUCUUUUGUGGGAUUGUCAUGUCCCAUUAUGCAUGGCAUAAUGUAACUGAAAACUCUAGGAUCACUACAAGGCAUAUUUUUGCUACCAUGUCAUUCAUUGCAGAAACAUUCAUCUUUCUUUAUGUGGGAAUGGAUGCCCUUGACAUUGAGAAGUGGAAGGCAAUGAAAACAAGCAGUUUGAAGACGUGCUUUGGCAUCUAUGGUGUCAUUAUUUUUCUAGUUUUGCUGGGCCGUGCUGCAUUUGUCUUCCCUCUCUCUAUUUUAUCCAACUACAUAAGUUCGCAUUCUGAAACAUCACUGAUAACACUCAGACACCAGGUCGUGAUUUGGUGGGCUGGUCUCACGAGGGGAGCUGUGUCUAUUGCAUUGGCAUUCAGUCAGUUUGCACACUCUGGUGUUACAUGGGAUCCAGUUUAUGCAACAAUGAUCACCAGCACAAUGGUAGUUGUGCUUUUCAGCACUCUGGUGUUCGGGUUUCUGACAAAGCCACUCAUAAAUGUUGUACUACCUCAUCAUGUGCAUCACGGCAGCGAUCAACAACCUAAAACCGAUGACAUUACCCUUUCUUUAAUUCCUCCUGAGGACUCUGCUGAGUCUGGGCUUCAACAAGCGAGAAGAAGUUUGUCACGGCUGCUCGCGAGGCCAGUACACACCAUACAUGCAUAUUGGAGGAAGUUUGAUGACAAGUACAUGAGGCCAGUGUUUGGUGGUCCAACCUAGAUCGUCCCCUGAUUCUUGCUGCAGAUGUACCCUCUAAUGACAAACAUGGAAGCUACUGUCUGGAUCUGUGGACUUGUACAGAUUACUCGUUCCUCUUCUUUCUUGGCUUCCCUACGUCAUGGAGUGCUAUUCUCAAAUUGUUGCUAAGAUCGAAAUCAACAACUAACGUCCUAUAGGGCAUGGAGCUGUGGGAUUCUGCUGAACAUGUUUUACUGGAUUACUUCAGCUGGUUCUUAGGGAAUGCCUCAACAACAAAGCAAUGCAGCUAAAGCUUGAGCAAGUGACUCAUAUGGCAGUGUUAAACAAAAAAGACAGUUUUGUUUUCUGGCCUUCAGUUGGCCUAUAUGUAUAUUAAGUUUUUUCUUCUGAUUAAUAUUAGUUAUAAGGUUUAUAUC